AGAAAUAUUUCAAAGAGUGUCGAAUGUUUCACGAAUUGGCGGUUUUUCGGCGGCCGUGGUGUAAUUGUUGAUAGUUUUGUGUAAUCUGUACAGUUUAUUCCUUCCACCGUCGCCUCAGUUAAAAUCCGCCUGCUCCGGCGAAUAGAGCGACGGAGGGAAGCGGAUAUGUUGGCCAGACGAAUUCCUUCCAUGGCAGUUCAUCUCCCGGAAGUUGUGCCAUGGCGUCGUGGUCCUUCCCAUUGCAUCAAUGCGAGGACGGCGCUUGAUUCCCACUCAUUUUGCCCUAAAACUUGUUUAGUAUCCCUUUGUUCUGCUUCUCAAUUAUCCUCUGAAGUUGCAGAUUCAGUUCAGGCUGAAGAAUCCUCGAAGCGCGGUCCCCUGAAACCUGGCUUGUAUCUGGUUGGGACGCCAAUUGGUAAUCUUGAAGAUAUCACCCUACGUGCUAUACGUGUCUUAAAAUCAGCACACGUCAUUCUUUCAGAGGAUACAAGGCACUCAGGAAAGUUGCUUCAUCAUUUCAAUAUUAGAACCCCCCUUCUGAGCUUUCACAAAUUCAAUGAGUCUCAAAGAGAGCAAUCAGUGUUGAAGAGGUUAAAGCAGGGUGAAAUUGUUGCCCUAAUUAGUGAUGCAGGGACACCAGGCAUUAGUGAUCCUGGUAGUGAGUUGGUUAAAUUAUGUGUCAAUGAAGACAUACCUGUUGUUCCCAUUCCUGGGCCCUCCGCUGUAGUUGCUGCUCUUUCUGCCUCUGGCUUGUCAACCGAUGAGUUCACAUUUGUUGGAUUUGUUCCGAAGCAUUCUGCAUCCAGAAGAGAGAGGCUGACGGUUUCAGCAAAUGAGGAAGCAACUCAAAUAUUCUAUGUUCCCCCUCAUAAACUUAAGCAGUUUCUCGAGGAAACUUUAUCAUUAUUUGGUGAAUCAAGACGAUGUGUUAUAGCUCGUGAAAUGACAAAGAUACAUGAGGAGUUUUGGCGGGGCACACUGGCUGAAGCUAAAGAGUUUUUCUCGUUGCACCAAACAAAGGGCGAAAUUACGCUGUUGAUUGAAGGAAAGCUAGAUUCUGGAGUUGAAGCUCCAUCAGAAUUGCAAUUGGAAAAGGAGUUGCAAGAAUUGAUCUCUAGUGGCCAUAGGCUUUCUAUGGCUGUCAAAUUGGUUGCUAGCAAAACAUCAGCAAGUAGGAAAACCGUCUAUUCGAUUGCAUUGCGAAAAUUCGGGAAUCAACUUGGAGCGGACAGCGAUUCUUGUAAAUAAUGACUGUCUGUAGCAUGCUUGCUAGAAGUGAAGUACGGCUGAUGUCUUUAUUUUUGCAGAUGACUAAUUUGUAUAAAUUGAUUUAAGUUAUCUUCUGAAGAACAACUUGCAAUUUCCAUACUAUUGUUCUAAUAUUUUCUUCUGUUUGUCCUCGGAUUCAUUAGAUGAAGGUAUUUUUGCUGU
Molecule: messenger RNA, 1431 nt
Organism: Momordica charantia (bitter melon)
Lineage: Eukaryota; Viridiplantae; Streptophyta; Magnoliopsida; Cucurbitales; Cucurbitaceae
Product: Tetrapyrrole (Corrin/Porphyrin) Methylase
Molecular function (GO): methyltransferase activity
Source: RefSeq, a predicted model, not a curated record